This is a messenger RNA of Quercus lobata, 2505 nucleotides long. RefSeq names its product phospholipase D delta-like. Gene Ontology annotation, cellular component: plasma membrane. Gene Ontology annotation, biological process: phosphatidylcholine metabolic process; phospholipid catabolic process. The record is from RefSeq and is a predicted model, not a curated record. The coding region runs from base 4 to 2505 and encodes 833 amino acids. Lineage: Eukaryota; Viridiplantae; Streptophyta; Magnoliopsida; Fagales; Fagaceae. Gene Ontology annotation, molecular function: calcium ion binding; D-type glycerophospholipase activity. The transcript is spliced from 10 exons.
AUAAUGAGUCACACACUCUCUCACCCUUCCUCACGUCCUCUCUACACUUCCACAUAUUCUUCAUUUUCCAUGGCCGAACGUAAUUCAGACUCGCAGGUGAACCUCCACGGAGACCUUUAUGUGAAAAUCAUCAAGGGCUGGUCCAUGCACUCGGCCUUCAAUAUACCCCCAGCCCCUAUCGUCACAGUCCGUCUCCGCAAACUCAACUUGGCUUGCAUGCGCGUCGUGUUUUGCAGCGAAACUGAUAUGCAUCCAUCUCCAUUAUGGGUCCAGCCCUUCCAGAUUUCCCUGGCUCACCAGCUCCCCAACUCGGACUCUAUCCACUUCGACCUCGAGUACAACAACAUCAUGGUCGGAACCGCCUUCGUCCCGAUCCAACGAAUCCUAACCGGCGAAACGAUCCUCGAAUGGUUCCCGAUAUUGGACAAUGGUUAUGAGCCAGGAAGUCAAAGUGGUGUCGCCAUUCUCAUCGAAAUGACAUUCAACAAUUGCGAGUACAGUCCGUUGUACCGGUACGGCAUUGCGUCGGACCCGGAAAAUUUCGGGCUUCAGAAUACUUACUUUCCGGUUCUGAAAAGCGGAUCGGUGACGCUGUAUCAGGACGCGAACGUGCCAGACGGGAUGCUGCCGGAGAAGAUAGAGUUAGACGGAGGGAAGGUGUUUGAGCAGAAAAAGUGUUGGGUGGAUAUAUGCCAUGCGAUAUUGGAGGCAAAACAAAUGGUGUACAUUGUUGGUUGGUCCAUUUAUCCCAAGGUGGAGCUAGUAAGAGAGCAGACGAGGUGGCCGUUGCCUAAUGGUGUUGCCGAUUACAACUUGGGGGAUUUGCUUAAGUAUAAGGCCGAGGAUGGCUUGCCAGUUUUGGUCAUUGUUUGGAAUAAUCUGUCUGGUAAGAUCACCACUCACGCUGAAGAAACUCGCAAGUUUUUUGAGAACUCUUCCGUUUCAUGUGUCCUAGCACCUCGACCCGUCAUUAAUGAGUUAAAAAAUUCUCAUUAUCCAUUGACGGAAAUAGAAAUUGUGGAUUCUGCCAUCCAAUAUACGGUCAAUGCAUUUCUUUAUUCACAUCAUCAAAAAUUUGUGAUUGUGGAUACACAAGCGUAUGAAAAUAGCAGAAAGAUAACCGCUUUUGUUGGAGGUUUAGACCUUUGCGAUCGCCGUUAUGAUACUCCUGAGCAUAGACUAUUUCGUGAUCGUGACACUGUAUUUAAAGAUGACUAUCUUAAUCCAACACUUCCUGAAGGAGUGAAGGGUCCAAGGCAACCAUGGCAUGACUUACAUUGCAAGAUAGAAGGGCCUGCUGCUUAUUUCAUGCUCAUUCAUUUUGAGCAGCUUUGGAACAAUUUCGCACGAUGGUCAGAUUUCGGGCAAGGCUAUAGAAUGGCACUAAUUCAUGCUACGAUGAGAUUUUUAGACGUGCCCUUACUCAAUCAUUCCCAAUCAAUUCCAAAUGACGACCCUACAUUUUGGAUUUACAUGGAAGAUGAUCUUGAAAACUGGCAUAUUCAGGUUUUCCGCUCAAUCGAUUCAGGGUGUUUGAAAACAUAUCCUACAAGAGCUCAGAAUUUGAUUAUAGAGAAGAGCAUUCAAUCAGCAUACAUCCAAGCGAUUAGAUCUGCCCAACAUUUUAUAUACAUCGAGAAUCAAUUUUUUAUUGGAUCAUCAUAUGCAUGGCCAUCCCACAGAGACGCAGGCGCCAAUAAUUUAAUUCCCAUGGAAUUGGCAUUAAAGAUUGCUAGUAAGAUUAGAGCGAAUGAGAGAUUUGCAGUGUACAUUGUCAUACCAAUGCAACCCGAGGGUCACCAUUUCACGACUGAAAUUCUCUUUUGGCAGGGCCAAACAAUGCAAAUGAUGUAUGACAUCAUAGCACAAGAGUUGAAAUCCAUGCAUAUUGAAAAUUCACAUCCUGAAGACUACCUUAACUUCUACUGUCUUGGUAAUCGGGAAGAACUACCCAAAGAAGUGUCAGUUCCACCUGAUCAAUCUUCCCAAAAUGGAUCGGCUUCCAACUCAGAACAACCGAUUCAAAAGUUCAUGGUUUAUGUACAUUCCAAGGGAAUGAUUGUAGAUGACGAGUACGUGAUAUUAGGUUCUGCCAAUAUUAAUGAACGAUCUAUGGCUGGUUCAAGAGACACCGAGAUAGCUAUGGGUUCAUAUCAACCCCAUCACACCUGGGCUAAGAAGAAGAGCCAUCCAUAUGGUCAGAUAUAUGGGUACAGAAUGUCACUUUGGGCAGAACAUUUGGGGACUUUACAUGAUUGCUUCAAGGAGCCUAAAGAUUUGGAUUGCGUAAAGAGUGUGAACAAGAUUGCUAUAGUUAACUGGAGCAAGUAUAAGGCCGAGGAUUUUACCCCAUUGCAGGGGCACUUCCUUAAAUUCCCUAUUCAGGUAAAUGCCAAUGGGAAGAUAGAAGUAUUGCCUGGAAAAGUGCGUUAUUUUUCAGAUGAUGAUCAGGGCAACAAUUAUUUUAAUUAUUUUAAGGAGGUUAUUUAUGCUUUAACUACGUAG